This is a messenger RNA of Antechinus flavipes (yellow-footed antechinus), 3015 nucleotides long. It is a transcript of the gene XKRX, whose product is annotated as XK related X-linked. NCBI's taxonomy places the organism in Eukaryota, Metazoa, Chordata, Mammalia, Dasyuromorphia, Dasyuridae. The record is from RefSeq and is a predicted model, not a curated record. Gene Ontology annotation, cellular component: membrane. Bases 750 to 2315 code for a protein of 521 amino acids. The transcript is spliced from 5 exons.
GUAGUUCCCAGAUGGCUCUCCAGGCCAGUGCAUAAAUGGACAGGGCAGGAAUAUUGAAUGUAGCCCUGGAUCUGACUAGGGAAUCAAUCCACCUGAUUCCUAAAGACCCUAACUUAUUUCACGACGCUGAGAUGUAAAACAAGAUAUUCAUUUCACUCCAGAUCCCACUAAUAAGUGAUCACGCCCAUCUUUAUUAUAAAGAAGAAAAAAGAAGAAAAAAAUCCAAGAAAGCUGCUCCUGGGACCAUCAUUCCUGUUUACCUGCCGCACCCCAGGGCUCAAGAUCUGGAAGCUCCUCUCUUCAGCAUCCCUGGAAUUCUAAGGUUUGUCGCGGGACAGGGGAAGCCAGAGAGGCAGCAAGCGGUCCCGAUUUCCCGUGGAGCAAGCCAGCAGCACAGGUGAUGAGUAGAGUCUAGCAAGGCCCAGGACACUCGGGCAUCUGUCUGUCCCUCUCGGGUCAAAGCCCCAUCGGCCCGGUCAUCCGCUCCUGCCCCUAGUGCCUGCUCAAACUCUUCUGGAGGGCCACGACUGGUGAAGGCAAAGGCCUUGAACUUGAAUCACCCUGGGGCCCUCGUGGCUCUCCGUGGACCACCUGUAAGAGAAAGCUGGUAAUUCUACACAGGCCAAGAAGAAGAGAGCUCCCUAGUAGCAGUAGCAGAUUUUUCUCCAGCCCUCUGGGGAUCCAGACUCGGAUCACCAUUGGUUCUCUGGACAGCCCACACAGCAGUGGUCACUGCGGUGACCGCCACCAUGGCAGACCCACGUCAAGACAAUAUCCCCACUCCCUUCUUCCCCAAAGUCAUCAGGGCCAACUCACUUCAGAGGGACAGGAGGUCCCUCUUCCAGCUCAUUAGUGUUCUAGAUUCCCCCUCAAGGUCCAGGGACUUCUACCACUCUUGUCAAUCAUGGCAAACACUUGGAAAUACGAAGUUCUCAAGGAAUCACAUGAAGACAAUGAGUAGAGGUGGGAUCACCAGGGUCCAGGAGAGCCACAUUGAAGUGCCUGCCCGCCCCCAGCCCGUACAAGAAGCCAUUUGCCGAGGGCCCAAAUCUCCCUGCAGAUUUCCAUUUAGCAUCCUCUUCUCCACAUUCCUAUACUGCGGCGAGGCGGCAUCCGCCCUGUACAUGGCCAGAGUCUAUCAAAAGAACAAUGAUUUUUACUGGAUGACUUACACCAUUAUCUUCUUCCUGGUCGCCUCCAUCAUGGACCAGUUGACCCUCAUUUUCGUCCACAGGGAUCUGGCCAAAGAUAAACCUCUCUUGCUGUUUAUGCAUCUCAUCCUCAUGGGACCGCUCAUCAGAUGUCUGGAGGCUUUGAUUAAGUAUUUUGAAGUAUGGCAGAAGGCCGAGGAGGAGGAGCCCUAUGUCAGCCUUACUCGAAAAAAGAUGUUUCAAAAUGGCCAGGAAGUGCUGCUUGAAUGGGAGGUGGGCCACUCCGUCCGAGCCCUGACGAUGCACCGGAACGCCUAUAAACGCAUGACCCAGAUCCAGGCUUUCUUGGGCUCGGUGCCCCAGCUGACCUACCAGCUCUACGUUUCCUUGAUCUCCCCUGAGAUACCCUUAGGGAGAGUGUUGUUGAUAGCUUUUGCCCUGAUCUCUGUCACCUAUGGAGCUACCCUCUGCAACAUGCUGGCCAUCCAGAUCAAGUAUGAUGACUACAAGGUCCCUUUUCAUGCCCCGGAGAUCAUUUGUGUCACCAUCUGGCGCAGCCUGGAGAUCACCUCCCGCCUGAUAAUUCUGGUACUUUUCGCGGCCACUUUGAGACUGAAAGCAUUGCCUUUCUUUCUGAUUAAUUUUGUGAUCAUUCUCUUGGAGCCAUGGGUCAGAUUCUGGAAGAGCGGUGCUCAGAUGCCCAACAAUAUCGAGAAGAACUUUAGCCGUGUGGGCACCUUGGUGGUGCUCGUCUCCAUCACCGUGCUCUACUCAGCCAUCAACUUCUCCUGCUGGCCAGCCAUGCAGUUAAGGUUGGCAGACCGGGAUCUGGUAGAAAAGACUCAGAACUGGAGCCACAUGGCUUUGCACUACACACUGAGGCUGCUGGAGAACAUCGCCAUGGUGCUAGUAUUCCGCUUUCUGGGGGCCAAGGUCUUGAUGAAUUACUGCCACACCUUCAUCUGCGUUCAGCUCAUUGUGACCUACUUGAUCUCUAUUACCUUCAUGCUCCUCUUCUAUCAGUACCUGCACCCCCUGCGCUCACUUUUUUCCCACAACAUAGCCGAUUACCUGCACUGUGUCUGCUGCCCCUGGUCUUCUCGGGUCAGCUCAGAGAAUGUAGAGUCCGCCCCUGAAACACAGUUGAAUCGAGGUGUUGUCUAAGGUUUCCCCCAUUGGGUCUUUUUCUGAGGGGGCGGGAGGUGGGGGGGAAUAUAGCUGACAGGAGAUGCAUCACUGAAAGUAUGAGGAUGAUGGCUGAGCACAUAGAAAAGCAGUCACGUGACUUUGAGAUGGCUGGCAAGACUGAGAUAAUUGGGGAGGAGUCAAGCUGGGAGGAGCUCCCAAUUCACAGGGUCCAGACCACAGAAGAAGGACCAUACUGGGCUCUCAUUCACACACAUGCCCCUACAUAUCCCCACACCCACAUACAUGCUACUGGGAGCCAUCUGGAAGCUCCCAGCACAGAUGGGAUAGCUACACUUCCAGAGCUGAGCUUCUAGGCUGUGUUUUGGUGACCAGUGAGGGCCCAUCAUUAGCAAAAACCUAUAAGGAAUCUAGAGCUCACAAGCUUCAGGAGAAGGGAUCCAGACCAUCAGAUUUUUUUCUUAGUAGUCCAGGGGAGUCAUGUGUCCCCGUCCCCUAGUUUGACCUGUGGCCCUUCAGACUUAAGCUUCACCAUACCCUUCAUCGGGCUUUCAUAUAUGGGCCAUCAGGGGCAUAGGAGUGGAGAAAAUGAUUUUCUCAGGUUUCCUUAUUCCCCCCCACACACUCUACCAUUUGGGCACCUCAUCAUCAUUAAUCCCUCUCUCACGACCCAGCUGUUCUCUUAGUGUUUGAUUACAAAUUAUUUCAAAAAUGCCAA